This is a messenger RNA of Oryzias melastigma (Indian medaka), 444 nucleotides long. It is a transcript of the gene ndufaf8, whose product is annotated as NADH:ubiquinone oxidoreductase complex assembly factor 8. The transcript has 3 exons. Gene Ontology annotation, biological process: mitochondrial respiratory chain complex I assembly. The record is from RefSeq and is a predicted model, not a curated record. Lineage: Eukaryota; Metazoa; Chordata; Actinopteri; Beloniformes; Adrianichthyidae. Gene Ontology annotation, cellular component: mitochondrion. Bases 209 to 421 code for a protein of 70 amino acids.
AUCAGAACAAAAGGGGAGGGGUUUAGUGACAGGGUCACCAAAAUGGCGCUAUCCAUAGUUCACACGAAUGUUCAGCCUAUUUUAUGACAUUUUUCCUUAAAAACAUGCUCUAAAAUUGAUAAUCUAUUUAUCAAACCAGUAAAACUUUUAGAUAAAAGUUCAAGAUUUGUCGUUUUUAAGAUUUAAAGACAUUUACGGAUGCAGCAGCAUGUCGGGAUCAAAUGUUUGGACCAGAAACCGGGAGAAAAUGAGAAAUUUCACCGAAAUCUUUUCAAAGUGUGCCGACGAGGCUGCAGCGUAUGGAAAGUGUGUCGCAGCUACAACAGCAGGCAGACAGGAGCUGCAGAAGGACCUGUGUGCCAAAGAGUUUGAGGCUCUGAAGAACUGCUUCGUAAAAGCUGCUAAACGUCACGGCAGAUGAAUUAAAGGACAAGGAAACCCUCA